This is a messenger RNA of Macadamia integrifolia, 2143 nucleotides long. RefSeq lists its product as uncharacterized. Gene Ontology annotation, biological process: base-excision repair. NCBI's taxonomy places the organism in Eukaryota, Viridiplantae, Streptophyta, Magnoliopsida, Proteales, Proteaceae. Gene Ontology annotation, molecular function: DNA-3-methyladenine glycosylase activity. The transcript is spliced from 5 exons. The record is from RefSeq and is a predicted model, not a curated record. Bases 796 to 1932 code for a protein of 378 amino acids.
UCCUACAUUCCUACCCCCAUAACCUCCCCCGUUAUAAAUAGGUCCCUUAGUUUCUCUCUCUUUCUCUCAUUCGCUUCUUUAUUUCUUCUCCACUUGCUCACCUCUUCUUGCUUUUCUCUAGCCUCCAAAUCCCUAGAUCGAACCUCUCUGAAACCUCUUCGUGUGUUCUGUGAUCCUGUUUAUUCGAUUGAUCGAUUUGCUUAAAGUUGUUGUUCUUCAGAUCGGGAGAGGUUUUCCAAUUUCCGCGCUUUCGGUGGGGUUUUUUUUUACCGGUUUUGGUAUGGUCGAAGUGAGGUUUUGCUGGGUGAUGGCAGCUUUUUCAUCACUUCCUGGGUGAAAAGAUGAUUGUUUUUGGGUGCAGAGCUUUGUUGUUGUCAAUGCAGUAUGGAUUAUGGAAUCUCAGGGUUUCUAGGUUUUCUGGAGCUGACUGAAGAGGUUUAUGACAAGUGGAGCUUGUAAGUGGUUGAAUUAACCCUAGGUUCGGCUACCAGCGGAGGGAUUUUGUGGUGGUGACGUGAAUGUGGUUUCGGAUUAGUGGAUUUGAACUACUGAUUGGAUAAUGCAGCUUCCAGAGUCAUGGAAUUAGUCUGAGCCUCUGUUGGUCAAAGGAGGAUUAGUCUUGUGAUAUACUGUAAUCUGUGUGUGUAAAGGUAGGGUUUUGGGUGGAUUCAUGCUGUAUUUGGUGAAUGGUGCUUUUUGGCUGUUGAAGUGAACAUAAAUCUGUUCAAAGUGGAGAAAUCGGGGGAUUUCCGUGGUGAAGAGUUGAGAUCGGAGGAGAAUCGAGGAGUUCUUCUAAUGUCGGGAGCUCCUAGAGUCAGGUCCAUGAACGUUGCGGAUUCGGAGGUUCGACCUGUCCUUGGUCCUGCUGGGAACAAGACUAGGUCAACAGUUACAAGGAAACCUGCUACUAAGCCUUUGCGCAAGGUGGAGAAAACACCAGAAGUCACAGUGGAGGAGAAGAGAAUUCCUUCGCCUCCUUUUGCUGCUUCACCUCCCAAGCUUCACUCUGUGAACGUUCCUUCGGUUUUGCGGAGGCAGGAGCUGUUAUUGCACUCCAAUCUGUCUCUCAAUGCGUCUUGUUCAUCUGAUGCUUCUUCUGAUUCAUUUGUCAGUCGAGCUUCUAGUGGAAGGAUAACUCGAACGCGUAGUACUGCAAGCCGGAGAAAGCAAUCUGCUUCAAGGCCUGAAUUUUUCUCUCACGAUAUUGUCUCUGUACCUUCACCAGAUAUUUUACAAGGGAAAAAGAGAUGUGCCUGGGUGACACCGAAUACUGAGCCAUGUUACAUUGCGUUCCAUGAUGAAGAAUGGGGACUUCCAGUCCACGAUGACAAGAAACUGUUUGAGUUGCUAGUCCUAUCAGGUGCUUUGGCUGAACUUACAUGGCCUGCCAUUCUCAGCAAAAGGCACAUAUUUAGGGAAGUCUUUUUGGAUUUUGAACCGUUAGCGGUGUCAAAAUUGAGCGAGAAGAAGAUCACAGCUCCAGGAAGCACAGCUAGCACCCUAUUGUCAGAGCUAAAGCUGCGAGCAAUCAUUGAUAAUGCGCGUCAAGUCUGUAAGAUCAUUGAUGAAUAUGGUUCAUUUGACAAGUACAUAUGGGGUUUUGUGAACCACAAGCCAAUAGUCAGCAACUUCCGAUAUCCCCGCCAGGUUCCAGUGAAGACUCCAAAAGCAGAUGUGAUAAGCAAAGACUUGGUGAGAAGGGGUUUCCGAAGCGUGGGGCAAACUGUGAUCUACUCAUUCAUGCAAAUUGCUGGAAUAACAAACGACCAUCUAGUAACUUGCUUCAGAUUCCAGGAAUGUAUAGCUGCAUCAGCAGUGACUGAACCGGAUGGUGGUGGUGGCAAAUUUGAAGCUGAAGAGAAGAAAGCAGAGGACAUGAUAGGCUCAGAAAUAACAAGGUCCAUGGAUGAGUUGAGUUUGUCCUCGGAAUAAUGAAGCUAUAUUUCCAUUUGGCAGGUGGAAUUUAUCAAGCUUCUUUCGUCCAUUUUCAUCCAUGUACGUAUGACCAUUACCAGGUAGUUGGCCGCUCUUUUAUGAGUUUGUGGUGGUGGUGGUGGAAGGUGGUGGGUUGUGUAUAAAGGAGAUAGUUAUGAAUUCUUAUGCAUCUUGUUUUGUAGAUUAUAUAAGGAGAAUUCUUUAUCCA